Tetrahymena thermophila SB210 is the source of this 4320-nucleotide messenger RNA. Its product is annotated as transmembrane protein, putative. The record is from RefSeq and is a predicted model, not a curated record. The transcript is spliced from 10 exons. Lineage: Eukaryota; Ciliophora; Oligohymenophorea; Hymenostomatida; Tetrahymenidae.
AUGGACAACUAUAUUUUUGAUUUAGUCAACAAAUACUACAAGUAAGAAAGCCUUUUUGAAGAAUAUGAUUCUUCAAAUAUUUAAAAUAUCUUACAUCCCCUUUUAGAAAAACUCAGAGAAGUAAAGAUUUUUUAGAAAAGAAAUAAUGAUACAGAGUUUCAAAUAAGAUAAAAAUAAAACAACCGAGUUACUAUUAUACAGCCCUUAAGUUGCUUUGAGACUGUAGAGAGUUAAUAAUAGCACUAACUUCCUUUAUAUUGCAAUAAUUUUGAGUUUCUGAGCCAUUUUAAUUUGAUAAACUAAGAUUGCUGUUAAAACAUUUAGAAAAACCAAAAACAUGGAGAUUCUUUAACAAAAGAACAGCUUCAUGACAUUGAAUUAUAUGGGGCUUUUACAACAUAUUUACAAGAAGGAUAAUAAUAAAAAUGGCAGAUCUCUCAGCAUUUCUAUACUCCUAAAAAUGAAAUGCAAGUAUAAUACAAAUCAAAAGAUAUCAUAGAAAAAUAUAACAUCAAAUUUAGCGAAGACACAAAUAAGAGGAUCAGAGCUAAAAAAUGGAAAUACUUCAGGCUAAACAAAAGAUAUAUUAACUUUAAAGAUGGGAUUUAUACUUUGUUUUACGAUGUACCUUUUCAUUUACUAAAUUUAUUGAUAGGUGUCCCUGUUACUAUCAAGAAAAAAUUAAGUUUAGAUGAAUAUCUUCAAAGCAAUUUUAUUGAUGUUUAACCUGAAAUAAAUUAUUUGAAAAGAUUAAACCUAUUCAAUUAAAAAGAUAUCUAAGAUUUAUUAUUGAAUUGUCCUAUUAUCGAUUUGAUCAGUGAAAUAGUAAAAUAGCUAAAGUGGACUAAAUUUUUAUUUUCACAAAAAAAAAAUUUAUAUCUGUAUAUUUAAAUUGAACUUUUGAAAAGUGUCUUCAGUCGAAAUGGACUAAAACUCAACAAUAAUUAAGACUAUCAAACUAUUUUAGAAAAAAUUUUAGGAGUUUUUAUUAUAAAUUCAUUCAAAACAAAGAUGCAAUCAAACUAAAGCACUUGUACAAAGUUAUUUUAUGAUUGCUUGUCUUUCCUUAACCACUAUCAGCUAGAUUCAUUUAAAGAAAAAUUAUUAAAAAUAGAAAGUAAAUUUGAAAGUGUUAAUUUAAAAAAGGUCUAUAAAGAAUUAACAGUAGACACUAUGUUCGCAUACAGAUAGAAAUACUUUUGGAAAAUUGAGUACUAUUGGAAAAAUAAUACAUUAAAUUAGUCUAUGAAUGCUCUAAAGAAAAACAUUAUUUAUGGGUGUUUUGGUUUUAAAGUAGUAUUUUGUAAAUAAAAUUAUGAAGAUAAAAGCAGAAGAACUUUAUAUGAAAAAUUUUAAGAUAUUAAAUAACUUGUGAGAUAAAGAAUUUAAAAUAAGAUAUAAUAAAGUUAAUAAGAAGAAGAUGAUAAUGAUGAUGGUAUAUUUGGUGAGUGCUGUUCAAGCUAAGUGCCAGUGAGAGAUUCAAGAUUCUGUAAACUUAUAAAUCCAGAGAAUAAAAAAGAAUAAUCAGAGAAAUAAGAAAAUUAAUUUAUAAUAAAUAAUAAUUUGUUAAAUAUUGAACAAGAUAACUAAAUAUUUUAUUCAUUUUGUUAAUCCUCAAGCAAUUAGAAAGAGUAGAAUGAUGAAAAAAGAAAACUUGUAUACUUAUCAUUUGAAUAAAUUAGAAUAGCUAUAGACUGCAUCAUCAGAUACUAAAUUGUUAGAAACUGUCUUUAAUAACUACCGUUCUAAAUGAACAAUAUUCUAGGUAAAAUUAAAGAAAAUGCUGAAGCUUUUGAGUUAGAAUUCUGCCAUUUAAGUAAAAUUUAUUAGUUUGGUGGUGAAGCAAACAAUUAAGAAGAUUUAGAGUUUUUACAAGACAUAGAAAAUAAUGACAAUAAUACUAUUGAAAAAGAAGUAGACUAAUUUCUUGGUAUAUAUUUUGAUAGAUAAAAGUUCAUGAAAGAAAUUGACUUUGAAAAAUUAAACUAAGUAUUUGAGCCAAUCAUAAAUCAUACCUAAAAUAUCAUAACUAGCUUUUGUAAGAGAGAUGAUUCUCCCUCAUUCAAUUAGUAUUUUAGUUAAUAGGAUUAAGGUGACAAGAUUGUACUCAAACCUUUAUUAAAUGACUUUGACUUAUUUACUAAAAAAAUAUAAACCGGUGCUUAUGACAUAGAAUAAAGAAAUAUUGAUCAAGUUGUAAUUGAGAUGAAUAAUUAAAAUCCUAAUAAAAAACCUGAAUAAAAAUAAUAAAUUUAAAAAUCUUUAGAUCCAUUAAAUAAAUAGUAAAUUUAGAGCAUUAAAAAGAUUGGAUAGUUUACAGUGUUUAAAGAGAAAGGUACUGAAAUAUGGGGAGUUUUAGAUUCUUUUUACAUUUCUUAGUAAUCUCUAAAACAUUCUUAUUAAUAAAGCAUUCAGAAAUACACACAAGAUAUAAAAGAACAAUUUUUAGACUCAGAAUGUACUUGGAAGAGAUACUGGACAAAUGAAUGGGAAAAUAUGUAGUUUAGUAAAUGGCAUAUCAACUUAUUAGAUAGCUUAAUAACUUUUUAUCAUAUUCCUCUUCACCUUCUAAAUGCCAUAAUAGGAAUUCCUUUGAAGAGAGUUGAAUUUUAGAAAAUUUCAAGACUAACUUAUGUUAAUGAAAUGAUAAAUAAAUCAACAAUAAAAAGGGUGCCUUAAGAUUAUGAUUAGCUUAUUCAAAAUUUACUUAAAAAUAUGAAUGAUGAUUUAAAUUAAGUAAACUUUUAACUGAGAGUAAUCUUACAACAUUUGGUUGUAUUUUUAUAAUGGAAUAAGCAACUAUAUUAAGAGGUUUAAUACCUAAAACUGUCCUUACUCUUGAAAACGUAUGAGUAAUAUUUUAAUGAAGUGUCUGGGGAUUUUGGAUAAUAAGAAAAAUUUUAGCAAUUUCUUAGAGACUUUAAAGCGUUUUAUAUUGUAAAAUAUUUCAAGAGUAGAAUAAGAAACGAAAUAACAAUCAACUAGAAUUCUGUUUGUGAUUGCAUUUAUUUUAUAAAAUAGCACAACCUUCCUUAAGGAUAUGAAAAUUAAUAUCUUAAGAUUUUUUAAAUAUUAAAUGAGUCCUAAAAUUUCAAACCUAAAAAAUAAGAAAUCAUUAAUUAUUACAAUAAUAACAAUAUUGAUAGGUCGACUUACUUCUGGAAGCUAAUUUAUUAUUGGAAUAAUUUUAAAAUUUAUUUGAUGGAGAUGGAUUCAGUUUAUGAUGCUAUUGUAAAUGGUGCUUUUGGAUUAGUUGUUUUUUUUAGCUGUAAAAAAGAAGCACAUUCAAAAGUAGUAGUUUCAGGAGUCAUAUAUGAAGACUAUCAUAAAACUUUGAGCUAAAUGUUUAGAGAAAUUAAGUAGUAGAUAGAGCAGAAUAGUAAAAAAUUUAAAAAUAGUGCGGAAAAUGUGGAAGAUGAAAAUGAUGAUGGUGGAAUUUUUGGCGAUUGUUGUGGUAGAUUUAAUUGUGGAUUUUACAUUAGAAAUUACUUUUGCUUAUAUUUCUUGAAGGGAAUAGUUUUCAUAAAUAUUGUGCUAAGAUUAGUCUCUAUAGUUUACAUUUUAUUUUUAUCACUAGCUUACUUCUUAGCUUACUUUGUAAUUUUAUUUUUCGUUCUAUUUCAGAUGAUUUGUGCACUAUUUGUUUUUGACUUCUCCAAUCCAAGAAGCGAAAAAGAAGAAUUGAAUUUAGUUUAUCCUAUUUUUUCUCCUGUUUUAUAGCUCAGUAUAUUUAGAGCAAAAGCAAUAGAGUAAAAGCUCAUCCAUGUUAUUUCUAAGAGAAUUGCUUAUAAUAAAAAAUAUAUGGAAAGUCUUGAAAAUUUACCAUUUAAUAAAAAAUCUAACUAAAUUAUUUAAAGGUUUGAAAAAGAAACUAGUUAAUUUUAGUAAUAAGUAGAAAAUAUGUUUAGUGAAUUUUACAAGAAGAGCUAUUAAAUAGAUAUUUAACCUAACUAAUAGUUCUUUUAUGAAAAGAAUGAGCUUGAUUAACUCUAAAUAUAAAUUAUUGAUUUCUUACAACAACUCUCCAGCCAAGAUCAAAGACUGUUUGACUAAAUCUUUGAAAUUCUAGUUAUCAAGAAAAACGAUUAUAAAACUCUUUCUCAAUACUUAAUUACUUAAAUUUUUAAGAAUCAUGUUAAAAGUGAAGAUAAAACAUUUGAUUCAGUUUAUCAUGAAUUAACAUCUUUUCCAACAAAUAAUAAGUAAGAAAUAAUAGGUUGCUCUAUUGAAGAUAUUAAUAAUUAUGUGGCAAAAAAUUUCUGUCAAACAAUUUAUCUAUUUGAAAACACAAAUCUAGAUUAAAAUUGUAAGAAUGUUUGA